CGCCGCUGCUGUAGAGAAAAGGAAAUCGCCAUGGGACGUGCAAAGCUUAAGCUCAUUUAUCAAGAGAACUUUCGCACUCGGAUCAAAACCUACACGACGAGGAUGAAAGGGUUAAAGAAGAAGGCCAAUGAGCUCUCGGUCCUCUGCGGCGUCGAUGUUCUUCUGGCUUCGUUUUCCCCAGAACUGAACACCUUAGAGCUCUGGCCGGAGGACACAAUCGAAUUCAGCCGUAUCAGGGAACGUUUUCUCAGCUUUAGGAUGAAGAAGAUCUGCAGUUGCGAUCAUGAAGGAAAUGGCAUCACAGAACAGCAAAUCUCGCAGAGAACGACGCCUGCUUCGCUUUCUUUGUCUUCGUUCCAUGAAGAUAAAGCAGCCAUGGAAAUCAAAUUACAAGAGGUGCGCGAGAGGCUAGAGUUCCUCCAACGUCAACGUCAAGAGGAAGCAGAGCGACUUCAGGCGCAGUACGAGGCUUCCAAGGCUUUGCAACAGAUCCAGGAUCUUCACCGUCGCCAACAAUCUUUUUCAUUUCCCGGAUGUCUUCCUCCUCAUAUUACUGCUGAUUUCGAGAUUCCACUGCAACCGGAACUUUUCCCUCAUCAAAAACUUUCUCCUUUUGCCCAAUUUCUUCCUCUUCAUGUACAGCCUUCUCCAUUUGCCCAAGAUCUUUUUCCUCGGCAUGAUUUCAAUAAACCUCUGCAGCAGGAUUUUCAUCCACACGAGCAAGCUUCACUAUUUUCCCAUUCUCUUCUUCCUCAUGAGCAACCUCUGCUAGUUCCCCUAUUUCUUUCUCCUCAUGAACAACCCCUUUCAAUUUCCCUAUCACUUUCUGAUCAGGAACAACCGUCUCCACUUUCCAAAUCUACUCCCCCUCAUCGUGAUGCUGAUUUCAAUAGAGAGGAUGCACCAGCUUCCCUGCUGCCUUUUGACUCCCCUUUGUGGAGCAACUAUGAGUGCUUGAGUUGGUGUGACAACCUUCUUCUGGAUUAUGAGACCGAAUUAUGA
Dendrobium catenatum is the source of this 1002-nucleotide messenger RNA. RefSeq names its product agamous-like MADS-box protein AGL80. The transcript has a single exon. The record is from RefSeq and is a predicted model, not a curated record. Bases 31 to 1002 code for a protein of 323 amino acids. Gene Ontology annotation, biological process: regulation of transcription by RNA polymerase II. NCBI's taxonomy places the organism in Eukaryota, Viridiplantae, Streptophyta, Magnoliopsida, Asparagales, Orchidaceae. Gene Ontology annotation, molecular function: RNA polymerase II cis-regulatory region sequence-specific DNA binding; DNA-binding transcription factor activity, RNA polymerase II-specific; protein dimerization activity.